AGCACACUCGCGAUCGAUACGCGUGAGUCACGUCAAAGUCGGCCGGCCGACCGAAAUUGAAUUGAACCGUCGACGCGGACGCUUCUGUGUGUUGGGACGAUUACUGGGAAAAUUGCGAGUAACAGGAGAAUGCUCCAGGAUCACGAGCUCUUCUCUCGUUUGUGUCAGAAGCACGGGAUUUCCCUGAUUCCCGAGAUCAUAGACGCGAUUAAAAUUAGCAGUAUCACCGGGGAGCUACGAUUGUCUUGCCUGUCGAUAAUGAUACCGGUCUGCAAGAUCAUAGCGCGGACAUUGGUAUCCAGUCACACGAUCAAAACUAUCGACUUGAGCGACUGCAUGUUACUGUCGAAGGGUCUCGCCAGUAUCCUCGACGCGCUUUGCGAAGGCACCACCGUGACGACUCUGCAUCUAAAGGGCAACAACGUGAACGGGCCUGCUGUGGCCCAGCUGGGCAGGGUCUUUGCGUGUAACAAUACGCUGAAACGGCUGCACAUCGAGUGGAAUAGCGUUGGCUCGGACGCAGACUCGUUUACCGCUUUCUGCAACGGCCUGGCAAAGAAUCACAAUAUCGAGCAGCUCGAUCUUAGGUACAAUCAGAUAUCGUCGCAUUGCGCCGAACACCUUUGCAAUAUAAUACGCGCGAACAAGUCCCUCAAGAGCAUCGACUUAUCUUGGAACACCUUGGGUCUGCAAGGCGGCCGGCUGCUGCUGGACGCUAUGAGCGAGAACAAGACCAUCACCGAGCUCGUGCUGCGCGGGAACUGUAUACCCGAGGACAUCGCGUUCGCGAUCGAGGAACGGCUGCGAAAGAACCGUCGAAAGAACCGUCGCGCGACGAGCGAAUUCGUUUUACCCGCCAACGUGGAGAUGAUCGUCAAGUCUCCGAGAACAACAGAGAAAGAAGAUCUCGUAGAGUCCAUAACGAGCGACGACGACGUGUUUGUCCAAGCUGCUCGUAUGCGGAAGCAAAGACUGCUGGUGCAACAGAGGGAGAAGUUUAAGACGCGAGCACAACAAGUACCUGAGGACAUAAAUUCAAAAGGCAACCCGGAAGUGGACUCGGAAAUGAACGUGGAAUUUGAGGACAAUAGCAAAAUUGACUCUGACGCGCGUGUAAAUAUCUCGUCGAAAGAUCGUCAUGACAGAGCGAAUGAGACGGACAUGAAGAUUGCCGAUCUCGGCAAGAUGCUGCAGGAACGUACCGCGGCGAUCGAUCAGCUGACCGGUGAGAUUGCGACGAAAGUCACGGAGGUGAAUGACACGCGGGCACAACUGAACGUGCUACAGACUCAGGUUAAUCAGUUGCAGGAGGAUAAGCAAAAGUUUGAUUCGGAUAAAGCGAGAGAAAUUGCGGAUUUGCGAAGAAAUUACGACCAGGCGGAAGAAAAUUGGCGGAAAAGUUACAAGGACCUGAAGAACAACUUUAACGAGUGCUCGCGAAGCAAAAAGGAUGCGGAGUCCAAAGUUCGACGAUAUGAAACGGAGAUUCACAGGGGCUCGUUGAGGAUUGAAUUGCUUAGAGAAAAGCUCAUCUCUGCUACACGGGCGUACGAUGAUUUGCUGUCGCAGACCAAAACCGAGAUGCACCGUCUGAGAAGAGAGUCGAGAGAGCGCGAUAACAAGCAUAAAAUCGAGCAGAAUGUAUUGAGAAGCACGCUCAAGGAGACUACGCAGGCUCUAGAGGAUUGUCAGACCGAGCUGCGAAGGAGCAGGAGAGAAUCACGUGAUUUGUCCAAGAGUCAGGCACUUUUAAAGAUAAAGUUGGACGACGCGGAAUGCAGAAUUCUCAGGUACGCGAAUUUGGAAGGGAAAUGCCGGAAAUUAGAAGAGGAGAAGGAUGCGUUGGAGGAGAAAUUAGCCGAAACGUGCAAAACCGCGUCCUCUUUGCAGCGUCAAGUCGCAAAACUUCAGAGCGAGCUAAUCGAGCCACAGAGACGUCAAGAUCUGCUCAAAGAGGAACUCGAGUUAGAAAGGCAAACGAAUGAGAGAUUGAGGCAAGAACUUCACGAGGAGAAUACCAAACUAACGAACCAAAAUCUCCAAAUGGAAAAGAUGAAUCAACAGAUCGCUAUAUUGAACGCGCAAUUGAACAAGAUUCAAGCCACUCACACCGAAAUAUUACACGAGAGAGAAAGGGAGAGGAAGCAAUUUCAAGAUAUUAUUUCCAGCAAAGAACGUAAUCUCUCGGAAUUACGCGCUGAAGAGGUUCAAAGGGUCAAACAACUCUAUGCGGCUUUUAACAAAUACUUGAGCUCUAUAACUCCGAAUCUCACUUUGUGAUUUUUCUCAAGAAUUGAUAAAUACUGUAUUUAAUACUGGGGAUAUAAAGGCUCAUCACGUUUGUACAUA
This is a messenger RNA of Harpegnathos saltator (Jerdon's jumping ant), 2349 nucleotides long. RefSeq names its product leucine-rich repeat-containing protein 45. Gene Ontology annotation, cellular component: centrosome. The record is from RefSeq and is a predicted model, not a curated record. NCBI's taxonomy places the organism in Eukaryota, Metazoa, Arthropoda, Insecta, Hymenoptera, Formicidae. Gene Ontology annotation, molecular function: protein binding. The transcript has 6 exons. The coding region runs from base 130 to 2280 and encodes 716 amino acids.